This is a messenger RNA of Gastrolobium bilobum, 2090 nucleotides long. RefSeq lists its product as uncharacterized. The record is from RefSeq and is a predicted model, not a curated record. The transcript is spliced from 8 exons. NCBI's taxonomy places the organism in Eukaryota, Viridiplantae, Streptophyta, Magnoliopsida, Fabales, Fabaceae. The coding region runs from base 48 to 1505 and encodes 485 amino acids.
AAUAUUCCCCCCAAGCUCUCUUCUUCCACUCCACUUUCCCCGCCGCCAUGUCGCCAUCCGCCGCCGAAUACGGCGGAAGCCGCCAGAAAUAUCCGGAGGAGAUCAACGGUUUCCGCAAUGGCGCCGACGACACUUCCACCGAAAGGUCUGUUCCUUCCGCCGCGUCGUCAAGCGCCUGUUCACUGCGCAGCAGCAUCGUCGACGCGAUUCCGCCGAAGGAACUGGCGAAGCUUCGGAGAAUCCUCGUUGCUUCGGCGAAGGGUUUCUCGAUCGGAGCUGGCCUCAAGGGCGGUCUCGCUCUCUUCGCGAUCUUGGCGCGAUUCACGCGGAAAAAACCGCCAAGGAAGAAGGUUGUGGUGACGAACGGCGAAGCGAUUGUUGCUUCUCUGAAGGAGACUCUGAGAUAUGGUCUAUUUCUUGGCACCUUCGCUGGAACGUUUGUGUCGAUGGACGAGCUUAUAGGUGCUUUCGGAGGUCACCGAAGGACAGCGAGAUGGAGGGCUCUAUUGGCAGGCGCGGUUGCUGGGUCAUCGAUGCUUCUAACAGGGUUAGAGACACAGCACACGAGCUUGGCCAUUUACAUUCUCAUGCGUGCUGCUGUCUUGGCAUCUCGUUGUGGGAUUAAGAGCAAACGGUUUGGGAGAAUUUGUAAGCCUCUCACAUGGAAGCACGGUGACAUUUUGCUUAUGUGUCUCUCCUCUUCCCAAAUAUUGUCUGCUUAUAUAUUAAAGCAAGAGAGUUUGCCAGCUUCAUAUAAAUCCUUUCUCAAUAAACAUGGUGGAAAGGACCCAGUUAUCUUACAAGGUGUAAAAGAUAUAGCCAGUGGCAAGCCUUUUACAAAUUUGGAUGCAAUAGAGAAAUACUACAGGACCAUGGGCGUCAAUGUGAAAUUAAAUCCAAAUAUGAAAGUCCCAUGCUCGAUUGUACAUGGGAAUCAAUCAUGUGGUGGACAUGCCCUUUCUUUUCUCCUUCAAGCCUACAAAAGAGCAUUACCUGUUUAUCUUCCAGUUUAUCUGAUACCUGCACUAAUAGUUCAUAGAAAUGGGCUUUUAAAAAGGCCCUACACGAUCUUGGCCAAGGGUCUUGUUGGCACUGCAAGAUCAAGCUUGUUUCUGUCUGCUUAUUGCGCAUCUGCCUGGAUGUGGACUUGCUUCCUGUUCAGGAUCUUCAAAAGAUGUAACGUUCCAAUGGUGGCCAUGGGAACGUUCCCAACUGGCCUUGGAUUGGCUAUUGAGAAGAAAAGUAGGCGAAUGGAGAUAUCCUUAUACUGCUUUGCCCGUGCUAUUGAGAGUUUCUUCACAUGCAUGGCUGAUGCAGGAUAUCUCCCACAGUCAAGAACGAUCAAGAGAGCUGACGUAGUGGUUUUCAGCUUGUCAACAGCCAUCAUAAUGCACUGCUAUGCACAGGAGAGGGAAGUUUUUAGAUCCAAAUAUUUGAAUGUUCUUGAUUGGGUCUUUGGUGUACCUCCUCCUCCAUGUGAAACCCCACGAUGCAAAGAUAGAUAGGCGCAAGUGCUAGCCCAGCAGGGUAUUUUAUCUGCAAAAAUUGCCUUUGACUUUGUGGUACAUAAAUGAGGUUGCUUUCUCAAAGUGAUUGGUGGUCUGGGAACCUGAGCAGGGAACUAGAACGAUUACUUGAACUCAUGAUAAUAGUCCCAGAAGCAUUCUGUAAACUCACGAAGAUUGAAGGCGUUUCUGCUGAUUAUUGCUGCAUGAUACUUUUCAAGCGAGGAGCACACCAGCUAACGUUAUGCAUAAGAGCUCUGAUCUUAUUCACCACACGAAUGACAAUUACUAACACCACCAAUCUUCAACUUAUCAGCAUUCUGAGUCUGCCUCCAGCCACACCUUAACAUAUCCUUUGUCUCCUCAACAACUUGAAGAUCAUUUAAAAAAAUGGGCUUUUUAACCCUUUAAUUUGAUUUUUGUUAUAUUAUUUAUUGUAAUGAGGCUAUAUUUUUUUUUGUCCAAACAAAUUGUAUGUCACGGGGCGACCUUUAGCUGAUAUUUGCAGGCGGCAUAUGAAGAAUAAGUAAUACCCUCGUUCCUGUUUUUUCGGGAAAUAUUUUGUUUCCACAAAAUAAAAUUAUC